Thlaspi arvense is the source of this 819-nucleotide messenger RNA. NCBI's taxonomy places the organism in Eukaryota, Viridiplantae, Streptophyta, Magnoliopsida, Brassicales, Brassicaceae. The record is from the annotation of a GenBank genome assembly.
AUGUCUCUAAACGUAUUGGCAUUUACAUUUGGAAUCAUGGGCAACAUCAUAUCGUUCAUCGUUUUCUUGGCACCAGUGCCAACUUUUGUUAGAAUCUGCAAGAAGAAAUCCAUAGAAGGGUUUCAAUCACUUCCCUAUGUGUCAGCGCUCUUUAGCGCGAUGCUAUGGAUUUACUACGCUAUGCAGAAAGAUGGAUCAGGCUUCCUUCUGAUUACCAUAAACGCCGUAGGAUGCUUCAUCGAAACCAUCUACAUCAUCCUCUUCAUUACCUAUGCUAACAAGAAAGCUAGAAUAUCAACUUUGAAGGUUCUUGGGCUCCUGAAUUUCUUGGGUUUUGCCGCAAUCAUUCUUGUGUGCGAGCUCUUAACCAAAGGAUCGAAUCGUGAGAAAGUCCUUGGAGGGAUUUGCGUCGGAUUUUCCGUUUGUGUUUUCGCAGCUCCUUUGAGCAUCAUGAGAGUGGUGAUACGAACAAAGAGUGUGGAGUUUAUGCCCUUUUCUCUAUCAUUGUUUCUUACGCUCAGCGCCAUUACGUGGCUCUUCUACGGUCUUGCUAUUAAAGACUUCUACGUUGCGCUUCCAAACAUACUGGGUGCGUUUCUCGGAGCAGUUCAAAUGAUUCUCUACGUGAUAUUCAAAUACUACAAAGCCCCAAAGCCCGAUGACACAGAGAAACCCAAAACGGUGACGGAUCAUUCCAUCGAUAUGGUCAAGCUUGCAUCCACUACUCCAGCUUCCGGUGAUUUGGCGGCUCAUCAAACUCAUGGUGGUGAUUUAGAGGGUCAGAUGGAAAACAAAGUGUCAAACCAAAUCCAAACUUAA